AUGUUGAGCCUUCAAGCUUCAUAUGAUCCAUUGGCUUUGCCGUUGCAGUUAUGCAGGCGAAAAAUUACCCGAGCUGCAGUUGAUGCCACACCUCUCUUGGGUCCCAGUCUCUCGAGCCUGGGUUCUGUUAAGGAAUCAGUCAAUGUAAGUGAAUGCGAAGCAGUAAGGAAUACUUGUGACCCUCUUGUCCUUGCCAAGCUUUUUACAAUAUUAGAGGCCCUUGGUGACAGAGUGGAGAUGCAUAAGAACAUUGGAGAACAAAGAGAUAACUGGAACUCUCUCUUCCUGAUCUCUGUCAACAUGAUGUUGCUCGCCGCAGCUAUUGUUGUGGGCAUGGCCACCGUUAGUGCUGCAUCAAAUGAUCAAGCACUACCCCUGGCGUUCAAAGUCACCUCAACAGUACUAUAUUUAGCAGCUACAAUGAUGCUGGUGGUGGCGAACGUGAUCCAACCAUCCCAACUGGCUGAAGAACAGAGAAAUGCCGCUAGGCUAUUCAAGCAACUGCGAGAUCAGGUCUGCAUAAAGCUCUCUAUUUGCACUCCGAGCAUCAUGGACGUGGAUGAAGCAAUGGAGAAAGUCUUGGCAUUGGACAAGGCGUACCCACUCCCUCUAAUAGGAAAAAUGCUCGAGAAGUUCCCGAAGAAGAUUGAACCUGCUGUUUGGUGGUCACAACAAAGCCGGCAGUGGGCUGAAGGGCUCAGUCUAGAAGGCAAAAGGAUUGGGAAUGGAUGGAGCGAAAAGUUGGAAGAUGGAAUGAGAGACAUCGUAGAAGUGUUGAAGAGGAAGGACUUGGCAGAUUAUUUAAGAUUGAGCAAAAAGGCCUUGAAAAUGAACAAGGUAUUGGCAAUUUCAGGUCCUGUGUUAACAAUGCUUGCUGCUUUUGGGUCUCUAAUGGUGGGAUUUCCCCACCGUUCUUGGGCUAGUGUGAUGGGGAUGGUGUGUGGAGCAUUGGCAUGCAUAGUGAACACAGCAGGACAUGGAGGGCAAGUUGGGAUGGUGUUUGAGAUGUAUAGGAACAACGCUGGUUUCUUUAAGCUCAUGGAAGAGAACAUAGAGUCUAAUCUUAGCGAAAGAGAUGCUGAGAAAAGAGAGAAUGGGGACAUAUUGAGAUUGAAGGUGGCUCUACAGCUAGGAAGAACUGUGUCAGAACUUGAGGACUUGGGCAAAUCCUUGCCAAGUGAUGGGAAGGCCAUUGAAGAAUUUGCAAGCAAGCUAUUUUGA
Eucalyptus grandis is the source of this 1221-nucleotide messenger RNA. RefSeq names its product probable F-box protein At4g22030. NCBI's taxonomy places the organism in Eukaryota, Viridiplantae, Streptophyta, Magnoliopsida, Myrtales, Myrtaceae. The coding region runs from base 1 to 1221 and encodes 406 amino acids. The record is from RefSeq and is a predicted model, not a curated record. The transcript has a single exon.